Molecule: messenger RNA, 968 nt
Organism: Aspergillus caelatus
Lineage: Eukaryota; Fungi; Ascomycota; Eurotiomycetes; Eurotiales; Aspergillaceae
Exons: 2
Coding region: 110-439 (109 amino acids)
Source: RefSeq, a predicted model, not a curated record
AAUUACCCCGCGCAUCAUUCCUCUCACGAAGAUCUGAACGUAAGCUGAGUGUUUGUAGUUCUCCUCAUUCUCAAGUCAUUCUCAUACUGCCUCGUUCCCCAUUCUCACUAUGGUUGAUAUCGAGAAGCCUUAUAGCAUCUCGGCCUUCAAUUCCUUGCCUGAUCUGUACCACGCACAGGAAGGCUUCAAAACCAACGGCGGACCCGAGUUGGUCAACAAUGUGCUCAGGCCUUUGAUCGUUCAGCAUGGAUUAGAAUCGACGCUUGGCGUUGGUCUGUUGCACCGUCACUUUGACCUUUCAGAUAAGGAAAAACUGGUUGAAUUCAACAAUGUAUCAACGCCAUGGAAGAAUCAGCAAGGCGACAAGCAUAGCGGAGGCCGAAUCCUACCUUGUGCCUGGAUGAUUGAUGGCAACGGCUUCGUUCCAUAUGAGUUCUAAUUCUCGCCUCUUUGCCGUGACACGAAAGCCGAACUAGCUGUCAUGACUCCAUUUAUCAACGAGUUCAUACACUGUAUCAAAGAUUCGGGAUUGGAAAAGACUAUCGGACUUCGGUUAAUCCUCGUCUCGGCUUUACUGGGGCGCUGGAAAUGACCGAAAGAAGGGCAAAUAUCAAUUUGACACCCGACCGGGUUCCAGAGGAGGCAUGGAACGGUUCUACUGACACCAUGUGGUUCUUCGAACCGAAUUAUCUACAAAAGAAAUAUUCGUGUAAAUGCAACACAGCAUCAGGACACAUGCAUAUACAUCAACCCUGAGAAGUGGAAAUGAACGAAAUCCAUUGAUUUCGUGCCAUGGCGUAUGCGCGACCGUGUUGGAUGUAGGGGGCGAUGGUCCUGAACAGUAUCAAUCAGUUCUCAAGUUGAUUUCUUGAACGCUCGAUUAUUACAUAUGUUCCUCCGAGCUGUCGUGUGCUGUGCGUCCAAUUUGUUACAUGACUGCGUUUUUCCAUUUACGCACAGCAAUCCAC